This is a messenger RNA of Rotaria sp. Silwood1, 459 nucleotides long. The record is from the annotation of a GenBank genome assembly. NCBI's taxonomy places the organism in Eukaryota, Metazoa, Rotifera, Eurotatoria, Philodinida, Philodinidae.
AUGGAAAAAGAGAUUGUUAAUGGUUCAACAUCAGUUGAACUUCAAGAAUUAUUUGAUAAAGCUCAUUUGGCUAAAUAUAGAGCUUAUUGUCCUUAUUCACAUUUUCGAGUAGGAGCAGCUUUAUUAACAUCAACUGAAAAAAUAUAUUCUGGAUGUAAUGUUGAAAAUGCAGCAUAUCCAUUAUCAACUUGUGCUGAACGUACAGCAAUUGUUAAAGCUGUGUCUGAAGGUGAAAAAUCUUUUCGAAAAAUUGUAAUUACAUCUGAUGUUGAAUUAGGUUUUACUGGUCCAUGUGGUUCAUGUCGACAAACAUUAGCUGAAUUUGGUCUUGAUUUAGAUGUUUAUCUUAUCAAUACAAAAAAUGAAUCGAAAGUGUAUAAACUUCGAGAUUUAUUACCUAUAGCUUUUACACCUCAUGAUCUUCAAAAACCACGUGCAAAACACGAUGAUAUAGAAUAA